GUCAUUGGAGUGAGUCUCCGGUCGCUCCUUUAGCCGCAUGAGUGGAGGGGCGGGCAGGGAGGCGUGUCUGUGCACCACAAGAGGAACAACGUGAGGUUCAGGAGGAAGGGCAUGUCAGAGAUGUUAGUUCAGAGAGAGUUGUCGGAAUGAUCCCUUGAUGGUCCUGUCCUGAACUUUUUUUAUGGACUUGUUGUGCCGCAGACUUUGGCCUCUGCCUGAGGUGGAUUUGAAAUGUAGAAUGACUCAAAAGCCAGUCCUCCGUGCCUUACAAAUCUCAAGUGCAGCCAAUUGAUCUCCAUCAACACUUUCUCUGAUCCCCACCGUCUCCAUUAAGGACGGAGAUGGGGUUGGUGGGGAGCCUGCAGCUUGUUCUGCUUUUGGCCUUGACCUCCACAGCCACAGGCCUCAUCAUCCCUCUAGAAGUGGAGCAGCCUCCAACCAUAAUAACUCACACAUCUGGUCCCAUUGUGGCCCUUCCUUUUGACAAUACAAUUACUAUCAGGUGUGAGGCCAGGGGCAACCCACCACCAGAAUACAGAUGGACGAAAGAUGGUGAAGACUUUGUCCCCCCCUACGUCACGACAGACCACCCAGAUGGCACCUUUGUGCUUCACAACAAGCAUCUUACCGGGUUUCAGGGUAAAUACCGAUGCCACGCUUCCAACAAGCUGGGAACCGCCAUGACGCCAGAGAUUGAACUAAUAGUUCCCAGUAUGCCGAAGUUUCCGAAGGAGUUCAAUUUCCCCAUUGUUGUUAAAGAGGGAGAGCCAAUUAUCCUUGAGUGUAACCCUCCACAAGGCAUGGCCCCACGUCAGAUUUACUGGAUGUCGUCUGCUCUCGAGCACAUUGAGCAGGAUGAGAGGGUUUCCAUGGGCACUGAUGGCAACCUGUACUUCUCCAAUGCCAUACAGAACGACACUCGUCGGGACUACUGUUGCUUCGCUCACUUCUCCAAAAUACGCACCAUCGUCCAGAAAUCAGACAUGGCUGUCGUGGUCAAGAGCUUGAAACCUGGCAACGAGUCCGCUGAUGCCGGCAAUGCCACUCAAACCCCCCCAGCGAGAAUCCCCAGCCUGUUGCUGCCCUCUGGUGUUCAGACAGAGAAGGUGCUGUUGAAGGGAGAGGAUCUGCAGCUUGAGUGCAUACCACAGGGAUAUCCCACGCCAACAGUGAAAUGGAUGAAAAUGGGAGACAAGCUGCCUCUUCGGACACAACUGAACAACUUUGGAAAGCUGUUGUUCAUAUCGUCCAUAGAUGAGUCGGAUGGUGGGAAAUACAUGUGUAAAGCCCAAAACUCGGCUGGAGAGGUUGUCCACUACCUUGAUGUAAUAGUGGAAGAUCCGCCAAAGUGGGAGACGGAGCCUCCUCAAAGCCAGCUGACUGUGAUUGGGACUGAUGUUCACAUCAAGUGCUCGGUCAGCGGAAAACCACCGCCAGACAUUACAUGGAGGAGGAACGGGGAUUUAUUUAUAGAUGACCCCGAGAGCAACAAGCAAGUUUUUGAUGACACGUUGGUGCUUCUUAACGCCGGAGCACAGGACAGUGCUGUCUACCAGUGUGAAGCCUCCAACACUCAUGGCAGUAUCCUGGCCAACAUAAACAUCAUGGUCAUGAAUAUGGCUCCGCGAAUACUGACAAGAGACCUUCAAGAGUAUGCUGUGGUGCAAGGAGAGGACAUAGUCAUGAACUGCAGUGUUUUCGGCUCUCCACCACCCAACAUCUCCUGGGCCAAAGACGAGACUCUAGAGAUCGCCAAGGGGGAACGAUUUUUGGCUGUCGGAGGAUCUUUAAAAAUCUUCAGUGCCAAAAAAUACGACAGCGGGAAAUAUUUGUGUUUUGCCUCUAACACGGAGGGAAAUUCAUCCGUCACCGCUGUGCUGGAUGUGAAAGACUCCACAAAAAUUGUAUAUGCGCCUCAGGAUAUGCGGAUCAUUAGCGGGACCACAGCCCAGUUGAUGUGCCGGGCAGAGGUGGAUAAAAGCCUGCUUGGUGCCUUUGAAGUGGUUUGGAGGAAGGAUGGUGAGAAGAUCCCACUUUCCUCUGAGGAAAAUUCCAGAUACUUUAUGGACAAUGGCAUGCUACAGAUCAUGGGUGUGAACCUGAGCGAUCAGGGAAGCUACACAUGCAUUGCGAGGACCAGCCUAGACGAGGACAAUGCCACUGCACUACUCACUGUACUGGACGUUCCUGAUGCUCCAAAAAACUUAGAGAUUUUGGAACUGAAGAGUCAGAGAAACAUUUGCCUGUCUUGGGUACCUGGGAGUGACCACAACAGUACUGUAACAGAAUUUAUUGUUGAGUAUGAGGAAAGCCAAUGGGAGCCCGGCAGGUGGAAGGAGCUAAAGAAAGUUGCCGGUAACCAGGCAACAACCGAGGUUGCACUACAAGGACACCUUAACUACCAGUUCAGAGUGUAUGCUGUAAACGUUGUUGGACCCGGACCCCCCAGUGAGCCCACUGAACGAUAUAAAACACCUCCUGCUGCUCCUGAAAAAAAUCCUGAAAACAUCAAAAUUCUAGGCCACCUCCCUCACCAACUGGACAUUAGCUGGGAGCCACUGUUGCCUAUUGAACAUAACGGCCCGGGCCUUGAGUACAAAGUGAGCUACAGGAAACUGGGCGUGGAAGAUGUCUGGACGGAGCAUCUGGUCAAAAGGCCCCACUUUGUCGUGCGGAACACGUCCACUUUUAUCCCCUUCGAGAUCAAAAUUCAGAGCAGGAACAGCCAAGGCUGGGGACCGGAUCCUAAAGUCGUUACAGGUUACUCUGGAGAAGACGUCCCGACUGCAGCACCACGGGACAUAGCAGUGGAGGUGAUCAACACCACUGUCCUGCGAGUUAGCUGGACCCCGGCUCCACCUGCCACAGUGAGAGGUCAUCUAGGAGGCUACAAUGUUCACUGGUUGAGGAAACGAAGUUGGUUGGAGCCCAACAAGAUUUUAGAUGACCGCAAAAUGCUCUCUUUUCCCGGGAAGAGGACUCUAGCCGUGGUGCCGGGCCUUGAGCCGUUCUCAGAGUACAUACUCACUGUCAAUGUUUUCAACAAGAAGGGGAAUGGGCCCAAAAGUGAUCCAGUCACCUUCAACACUCCAGAGGGAGCUCCUGAGCUAGUGCCCAUUCUGACUGCCUCCAACGCCCAGAAAGACUCCAUUUUGCUGGUGUGGGCCCCGCCGCUGGAGACUAACGGCAUCCUCACUGGUUAUCUGCUGCAGCACCACCUCGUUAAUGAGACCACACUGGAGGUGGUUGUUUCCCAGGAGACAAACAUCACCGGGGCUGACACCACCCAGUGGCAGCUUUGGGGUCUAGAGGAGGGCAGCCUCUACCGCUUCCAUCUCCGAGCCUGCACUCGAGCCGGCUGCGGGCCUCCGCUGGCGCAGGAGAGCAGAACUCCAGUUACUGCAGCAGAUUUGUCCCCGACUCCAGCUGUGGCCCCUGUUCAGAGCAUGCCGGUGCUGUUCAACAUAAGCUCGUAUGUGAGUGACACCUUUGCCAAAAUCAGCUGGAUUGCCGAGACAGAGCAGCAGGACUCUGAGCUUUAUGUGGCUUAUAUGAAUAACCGUGAUGGUAACUGGCUGGUAUCAGAGGCUGUAAAUGCUUCUCGAGGUUUCCACGUUAUUGAUGGGCUCAGACCUGGGACGGUGUACACCGUGCGCCUCAUGGCCAAACGCCUGGUCGAUAACGCUAGCAUUUUUGAAGAUGUUAUCCAGACCCGAGUCAAAGCCACGGGAGUCCAACGGAGCAACUUUUUGACCCAGGGCUGGUUCAUUGGGACCAUGUGUGCUGUGGCGCUCCUCACCCUUGUCGUACUCAUGGCCUGCUUUGUGCGGCGAAACCAAGGUGGCAAGUAUGCAGGUACGCCGCCGCCUUCGUCGACCCAGAGACAAGACAUGUUCCCCAUGGAAAAAGUGAAAGAGAGGGAGAACCUACACUCUGUUGUGGAGUCACAACCAAUGAAUGAUGACACCUUCUGUGAAUACAGUGACAGCGAAGAGAAUCCGCUAAAGUGCGGUAGCUUGGGUUCCCUGACUGGAGAUGAAGCACUGGGGGAGAGCGUCAGCUUGGUUGACUACGCCAACGUGGGACGAGAAUUCAACGAGGAUGGUUCAUUUAUCGGAGAAUAUUCUGGAUUCACGCACAGAGGCUCUGUUAGCGAGCCGGAUCAGGGUUAACCCCAACCCUAACCCGGACCAGUCACCGCAUGAAGCCAGGCGCCGGUUUAAGAGGCCGACUUCAAAUGUUUUCAAGAUACUUUUUAAAAUGUAGCUUCCCUGGGGUUAAAUACAGCACAAAUAGCCAUCUAUGAGGGGGAUGAAAAUGACUCAAUGGGCAUACGUUUUUUUACAGGACCCGUGAGAGAAAAGAGUACAUGCAGCACACAAAUCCUGUUGGGAAAACACUGUAACAUUGUCUUUGUACAUAUUGUAAGAGAAUGACCUGUAUCAUUUGAGUUUCUCAAGAUUUCUUUUCAUAAUAAUAAAGUUUGUUUUGUACCUUUUA
Molecule: messenger RNA, 4500 nt
Organism: Pungitius pungitius (ninespine stickleback)
Lineage: Eukaryota; Metazoa; Chordata; Actinopteri; Perciformes; Gasterosteidae
Product: neural cell adhesion molecule L1-like protein
Exons: 29
Coding region: 342-4172 (1276 amino acids)
Biological process (GO): axon guidance; cell-cell adhesion; brain development
Cellular component (GO): plasma membrane; axon
Molecular function (GO): cell-cell adhesion mediator activity
Source: RefSeq, a predicted model, not a curated record